Xenopus laevis (African clawed frog) is the source of this 4145-nucleotide messenger RNA. RefSeq names its product phosphodiesterase 11A L homeolog (gene pde11a.L). The transcript is spliced from 20 exons. Lineage: Eukaryota; Metazoa; Chordata; Amphibia; Anura; Pipidae. The record is from RefSeq and is a predicted model, not a curated record. The coding region runs from base 783 to 3467 and encodes 894 amino acids.
UAUUACAGUCAGUGCAAUGAGUUUGCAUGUUCUCCAUCUGUUUGGACUUCAUCCUACACUCCAAAAACAUACGGGCAGGUGCAUUGGCUUAACUAAAUCUCUGUGGACUAUGUGGGUGCUAUAUACAUAAAGGAUGAGAAGUACUAUUGGGAAUCAUGUGACUCAAGCGAUACAUGCCUUUCAGCACUGCACAGUCUUUUCAGCACCAUGGACAGUACAUCGGCGUGGCUGUAACUUAGGACCCUGCAGCUUGGCGCUCUCCUGUUCAUCGCGGAAUCACACCCAUUAUAGACAGAGUCGGAUAGUGGUUUAGGAAGGACACCGGGGGGCGUGCCGGAGCGUCAAACACCCACGGAUCAGCUUUGCUGCUGCUUCAGAGCAUCUUUGCGAUCGCGGGAGGAAGAGAGAGAGCAGAGCUGGCUUUAUAUCCCCACUCCCUGUGCUCUUUACAUGACACCGUAGGAAAUCCUUGUAUUCCCUUCUGGAGAUCCCCUCUCACUCUCUGUGCGCUGCGGGUAGCUGUGUAAGGAAGAUGAAGAAAGUCAUUCCAUCUUAAAUGCUUCCUUAUUAUUAGUUUUUUUUGCAUUUCUCAUUGGAUCUAUAUUUAGCCUGUAAAUUGCUGGAUUGAAGCAGUGAGGGAAUCCCGAGCGAGCAGUGCAGCAGGAGCAGACUGGGGAGAGGAAUAACACUACCAUGCUUCUGCAAACUUGAGAGAGCUCUUCAGCCAGGGAGCUGAGAUUGAGGAUUAUAAAAAGCAAGUCAACAGGGGCCCCCCAGCAGAGAUGUCAGAGCCAGCGCUGGACUUCUCCAAAGUGGAACGUUUCUUGGACAGUCACCCAGAACUGUUUGAGGACUACUUGAUCAGGAAGGGAAAGCACCAAAUGGUGGAGAAGUUGUUAAAAAGGAACCAGUUGGCAAAAACGCCUUCCAGCUCCAGCGCUGAUGACAGGAGCAAAGACUGCUGGACCAAUCGUGGGGAUGGCUUGCAGAGAAGGGCUUCUCAGAAAGAGCUGAGGAAAAGUUUUGCUAGGUCAAAGGCCAUCAAUGUCAACAGGACUUAUGAUGAACAUGUUAAUUCCAGAGCCCAGGAGCCCCUGACCAGCAUGAGAAGGAGAGCUUUGCUGAGAAAGGCAAGCUCCCUCCCACCUACCACUGCACACAUUCUCAGUGCUCUUCUGGAAUCCAGGGUCAGCAUCCCCCAGUACCCAUCGACUGCUAUUGACUACAUAUACUACUUAAAAGAGCACAAUGAGAGAGCAUUUUUUCUAGAACUGGUGAAGGAUAUCUCCAAUGAACUCAACCUCACCAGCCUGUGCUACAAAAUUCUGAUCUUUGUAUGCAUUAUGGUGGAUGCCGAUCGCUGUUCUCUCUUCUUGGUGGAAGGGACGGCUAACAAGAAGAGUUUGGUGUCCAAGUUUUUUGAUGUGCAUGCAGGGACCACUCUGCUGCCUUCAUGCAGUAUGGAGAACUCAAAUGAGGUGCAGGUGCCAUGGGGAAAAGGCAUUAUUGGUUAUGUAGCAGAGCAUGGAGAAACAGUCAACAUCCCUGAUGCUUACCAGGACAGGCGUUUCAGCGAUGAAAUAGACAAGCUGACGGGAUACAAGACCAAGUCUCUGUUGUGCAUGCCAAUACGCAGCAGUGAUGGCGAGAUUAUAGGCGUUGCUCAGGCUAUAAACAAAACUCCUGGAGGUGCCCCCUUCAUUGAGGACGAUGAAAAAGUAAUGCAGAUGUAUCUGCCUUUUUGUGGUAUUGCAAUAUCUAAUGCUCAACUGUUUGCUGCUUCUAGAAAAGAAUACGAUCGGAGCCGGGCUUUGCUGGAGGUGGUAAAUGAUCUGUUUGAGGAACAGACAGAUCUGGAAAAGGUUGUUAAAAAAAUUAUGCACCGAGCUCAGACCCUUCUAAAGUGUGAACGCUGCUCUGUGCUGCUACUGGAGGAUAUUGAGUCUCCGGUUGUCAAGUUCACAAAAUCUUUUGAACUACUUUCUCCAAAAUGCAGUGCAGAUACAGAAAACAGUUUCAAGGACAGCGUGGAGAAAUCAUCUUAUUCUGACUGGUUAGUAAAUAACAGCAUAGCUGAGCUAGUUGCCUCGACGGGUCUUCCAGUGAACAUCAGCGACGCAUAUCAGGACCCUCGCUUCGAUGUUGAAGCUGAUCAAUUUUCUGGGUUCCACAUCAGGUCAGUUUUAUGUGUCCCUAUAUGGAAUAGUAGCCAUCAAAUAAUAGGUGUAGCACAAGUGCUGAACAGAAUUGAUGGGAAGCCUUUUGAUGAUGCAGAUCAAAGAUUAUUUGAAGCUUUUGUUAUCUUUUGUGGCCUUGGUAUUAACAACACAAUAAUGUAUGAUCAAGUCAAGAAGUCAUGGGCAAAGCAAUCAGUGGCCCUAGAUGUUCUUUCUUAUCAUGCGACCUGUUCUAAAGCUGAAGUUGAUAAAUUUAAGGCAGCCAACAUCCCUUUGGUGUCAGAACUUGCCAUCGCUGACAUUCAUUUUGAUGACUUCUCCCUUGAUGUCGAUGCCAUGAUUUCAGCUGCCCUGAGGAUGUUUAUGGAGCUGGGGAUGGUACAAAAGUUUAAAAUUGAUUAUGAGACAUUAUGCAGGUGGCUGCUAACAAUAAGGAAAAAUUACCGCAUGGUCCUGUAUCACAAUUGGCGACAUGCCUUUAAUGUGUGCCAGCUCAUGUUUGCCAUGUUAACUACAGCUGGGUUUCAAGAAGUUCUAUCAGAUAUUGAAAUUCUGGCUUUGAUUGUGGGCUGCCUAUGUCACGAUCUUGAUCACCGGGGAACCAACAAUGCCUUUCAAGCCAAGAGUGGCUCAGCUUUGUCUCAGCUCUAUGGAACAUCAGCCACAUUGGAGCACCAUCAUUUUAAUCAUGCAGUCAUGAUUCUUCAAAGUGAGGGGCACAACAUUUUUGCCAACCUGUCAUCACAGGAGUACAGCGACCUCAUGCAGCUGCUGAAGCAGUCUAUCCUGGCCACAGACAUCACUUUCCAUUUUGAAAGAAGAAAUGAGUUUUUUGAACUGGUCAAUAAAGGAGACUACAACUGGAAUGUUAAAUCUCACAGGGUUAUAUUCCGAUCCAUGUUAAUGACAGCGUGUGACCUUGGAGCUGCAACCAAACCAUGGGAGAUUUCCAGACAGGUGGCUGAGUUGGUAACCAGUGAGUUCUUCGAACAAGGAGACCGUGAACGAUUAGAACUCAAACUGACACCUUCAGCCAUUUUUGAUCGUAAUAGGAAAGAUGAGCUUCCUCGAUUACAACUUGAAUGGAUUGACAACAUUUGUUUUCCUUUAUAUGAGUCGCUAGUCAAGAUCAGUGGAAAGCUUAAGCCUAUGUUGGACUCUGUGACUACAAACAGAGGGAAGUGGGAAGAACUGCACCAAAAACAGUCUCAUGGAAUCGCUUCCUCCACCUCUUACCCUACUCCAGCUUCCUCCCCACAGCCAGCUACAGAGUGUCUCUUAAAGACUUAAGCUUGCCAGUCAGCUGCUGCCAUGUAUAAGAAAUUACCCUCAAAGGCUGUCAUAAGCUUUGCUGUUUAAUUAAGUUACUGCAGCCAUGCAUUUAUAGAUGGAGAAUAAUUCCAUUGGUCAUGGUUUGGCUUUCGCCUGGAAAUUCAGUCAACUAGAGCUAAAGGAAGAUGGAACUGUGGUAACAAUGAAGCUGUUAAGAGGAGUCGUGAGGUAGACUUGGUGUCCAAGAGCACCUACUUCACCUGUUGAUGCUUUGCAACAUGUGCUACUUGUUGCUGGGCAAACGAUGAAAUGCUGUUUUGAAGCUGAUGUUGAUGGACUACUGACUCGGCCCAAUUCAUACAGCACAGUUAUUACAAUGCACAAUGUAUUCAUUACAUCCAAUAGAAUUGCUCAGACUGAAUAAUGUAUAUUUUUAUUUAGUGUUUGCUUUUUUUCCCAUUUAAUUGUACAAAACGUUUGCCUGCCUGAUGUGGUGUUAUUUUUUUUUCUCCUGUAAGUGCUUGCUAUAUGUUAAAAGGCUUCCAGUGAAUUCAGUUUGGCUCCAUUUGGCACCACCUAAAAAUAAUAUCAGUGAAAUACUGCAAUGGCAGCACAUAACCACUUUGCCCAAAGAGUAAAUACAAACUAUGCAGAAAAUUUCUACGACAUGCGAUAACAAGCAUAUUUUUUUUUCUA